Molecule: messenger RNA, 1964 nt
Organism: Suillus paluster
Lineage: Eukaryota; Fungi; Basidiomycota; Agaricomycetes; Boletales; Suillaceae
Product: acid protease
Exons: 12
Coding region: 126-1748 (540 amino acids)
Biological process (GO): proteolysis
Molecular function (GO): aspartic-type endopeptidase activity
Source: RefSeq, a predicted model, not a curated record
CGGGCCUGAUCCAGCCUUUCUCAUCAUUUCGUUAUUCCUUUCUUCGGCCCUCCUUCCCACUUUUUUGGACUUUGAGUGCCCGAAUGUCACUGUCGUAGACUCAUCGGUACCUUGAAGAGCGCAUAAUGAUUUGGUUUGCGACGGUUAUUCUAUUCCUUAGCUUUGACCCGCAGUUCAAAAAUGCUCUCGCGGCUACCUUGAAUCUUCCAAGUACAUCCUUGCAGGGUGGUCCUGGACCUGCUAUGCUUGCUGGACAGGCGUCAAAUUCAACUGCACUCAACGCCUUUGGAAUCUCACCGGUAUCCCUCGCCAGCGAUGGGACAUACUACGUUGUUCUCCAGGUUGGCCAAAUCAGCUUCCGUGCUGCGCUCGACACAGGUUCUGCAGAUUUCUGGCUUACUUCGACGGAGUGCACUACCAGCACAUGCACGUCUGUGCCAAGAUACCCUCUCACUUAUGCUAGUCCCACUUUUGUGUCCAUCAACAAUAAUAAGACCACUUUCAACGUUGACUACGCUGAUGGGACCGGUGCAUCUGGGUUCGUUGCUAGAGAGACUGCAGAGGUUGCAAAUGUGACGGUCGCAGAUCAGGCAUUCGGCGUUGUGACAAAUUCUAAUAUUACGCUGGUCGACGAGGUCAGCGGUAUCCUCGGCUUAGGGUUUCCAAGACAGUCAGAGAUAUCUACGAGCGCUACGAACGCCACGCCGUUUUUUUCGACCUUGGCUCAGCAAGGCAUACUGGACUAUCCACUUUUUGGACUAAGUCUUACGAGAAACGCUACUGGAACGCUUACCCUCGGGGCUAUUGAUGUAUCUGUCGCGCAAAACCUCAGCCAGGUCGUAUGGAAUGAGGUCGUGCCGUUCUCUCCGGUUGGUACGCAAACCAAUACAUCUGGUUACUUCUACUGGGCGAUCCCUCUGAGCAGUUUCAGCGGUAAGGCAUUCGAUGUCAAUGUGACUCAGUACACUCCCCAACCAACCUACCCUGGCCCAACUGGCAAUACGUCGGUUGCUCUUUUGGAUGUUGGCGGCAAAGGCGGUCAAUGGGUCAUCCCUUGCGAUUCUUCAGCAACCAUGUCCUUCAGCUUUGGGGAAGGAAAUUCGUUUGUUUUGGAACCUACCGAUUACAUCAUUGGCCCAGCUGAGGGGAACCCGGACCUCUGUCUAUCUUGGCCUAAAGCUUCACCUCCCAGUGCCGAUGGAGUCGACUGGUUAUUAGGAACCCCAUUUUUGCGGACUGUCUACUCAAUAUGGAGUUACGGCAUCGACUACCAGGAACCCCCGAUGAUUGGUCUAUAUCCCCGCAACAAUGCCUCAGCACCUGUACAACCUUAUGCGGUCGUCCAAUCCUCCCUUUCGUCCGAGUCUGCGACAGUUGCUACCACCCUACCUAACUAUCCCCUCUCUACACCCUCCUACACGACGCCUUCAUACGCAUUUAAUACUUCAGUCCCAGCAGUCUAUGGCGAGAUCGUACAAUCAGAGCUCGCGACGAGCACAUACAGUCCCCUCAUAGGAACACUAGCCGUUAACGCCACCGCCCUCCCUCAGGUAUCUGGUGCAUACACCUUACUUGUUACGAAUUCGAACGGUGCAGUGGUGACGUCGACAUAUCACGUCUCACAACCGUCAGUUGCACUGGGCGUACCCCCUGGGUGGAGUAGUGCUGCUGCCUCUCUGAGCGUUCCUGGGGCGGGGCUGGCUAUUUCGAUGGUGAUCGCUCUUGUCGCUGGCACAUGGAUUCUAUAAGGAUUUUUGCAUAUAUCAUUUGUUUUGCAACGUCGCUUUGUACUCUGGUGUUACACCGUGGACGCCGAUUUCUUGCCGCGCACAGACUAUGUACUGUUCUGACUAUUCAUUACAUCCCUUUCUUGGACAUUACAGACUCUUCAUAGCGUAGUACUUCUUUGUCUCAUCUUGAACUUUGUCUGUUGUAGAUAGCAAAAUCUAAUCCUUGUCACAACA